Molecule: messenger RNA, 1707 nt
Organism: Jatropha curcas
Lineage: Eukaryota; Viridiplantae; Streptophyta; Magnoliopsida; Malpighiales; Euphorbiaceae
Product: CHUP1-like protein
Biological process (GO): protein localization to cortical microtubule cytoskeleton
Cellular component (GO): cortical microtubule
Source: RefSeq, a predicted model, not a curated record
AAAAAAUAAAUUGAGAAUAGUAGUCAAAAAGCUACAAUACAAUCCCACUAUCCCUCUAAAGAAUGGAAAAGCCAUAUGAACUCCUAAAGUUAAAAAGAACCUGGAAACAUUUUUAAAUUUUAGUAAAAUAAUUUUCUUUUAUACAACAAAAACAAGCCAUAAAUUCCAUUUUCAACUAACCAAAUAUAAUUGAGUUUCUUGCUCUUCUGAUUAUAGCAGUUCUUGUUGAAAAAAGAAAUCAUGGAGAGCUCAUCAUCAAAGACAGAGGCAAUGAUCAAGCCAUUGUUCUUGAAAGCUGGAAUACCUUUGGUUCUAUCUAUUGCUGGUAUUGUUUCUGCUAGGAUAAUAUCAAGAAGAAGUAUAGUUUCUGUUCAAACCAAGGUAAGUUCCUUAGAAACCAUUGGUUCUGAUCAGGAAUUUAGAGAUCAUCAAGAAAAUUUUGAUCAUGGUGUUAAUAAUAAUUCUGUAGAAGAAAAUGAAGAGCAAACUAUCACAAGUUCUAAUGAGUUUUUCAGUUCUGAAGGAGAAAUAUUAAGCUUUAAAAGAAAAAUUGAAGAGCUGCAAGAGAGAGAGAGAGACCUGGAAAUACAAUUUCUUAAAUAUCAGGAAAUGAAAAAGCAAGAAUCUGUAUUAAUUGAGAUAAAGAACAUGUUAGUAUUGGAAAGUGCUCAUGUUGAAUUCUUGGAUAGGGAAAUUUCAUUAUUUGAAGCAGAUAAAGAAAGAGUUCAUAAUCUUGUUUUAGAGUAUUUAAGAAUUCUUGAACAACUUCAAUUUGCAAAAAUGGAAAAUGGGAUUCUUCGAAGGAAAGCAAAGAGGAUUUCAAGGAAAGUGAAAGAUCAAUCGCGUGUUAUAAGAGAAAAGAACUUGAAGAUUGAAGCAACAGAAGGAGAAAUCUUGAAACUUUAUGAUGAACUAGAAACAAGAACAACUAUUAUUAAGAAAAUGGAGGAUGAAGUUAGGGAAUUGCAGGAUAUUGUCAAUCAAUUGCAGGAGGAGAAGAAUGGACUUCUGAUAAAACUAAAUGCUGCAGAAAAUUCAACAGCAAAGGUUGAUGCAGAAAGUGUAGCAAUGGAAGAUCACAAACAGAUUGUAAAUGAGAUAGAACAACUACGAAGAGACAGAGCAGCUGAAAAUGCAGAUCUUACUUAUUUAAGAUGGACUAAUGCAUGCUUAAGGCAUGAGUUGAUGAGAAGUAAUGAACAAGAACAACAAAUGGAGGAGAAAAAAGAGCAAAGUUUGGAACUUGAACUUGAUGCAGCUGGUGGGGAGAUUAGCAAUUAUGGAUUAGAGCAGAAAAGAAAUGAAUCCUUCGUUGAUGCGGGAACAAGAAGUCAAGCUCAAGGUUGUUCAAAAAGGAAAAAGUUACUUCAUAAGAUUAAAAGAUGGGUAGAAGGGAAUGAUCACCAUAUGAAAUUAAAGCCAGAUGAGAAAGAACAGCAAGAAAUCAAAUGCAUUGGAAGGUUUUCUGUUUCAGAAGAGGCAGAGCAAGAUCAUUUUAUUCAUGCAAGACGGUCUUGUUCUAGUGCUUAAUCAAGAAUUUCUUUAAUUCUGUUUAUGUUUCUUAAAUAAGAAAAAGUGUACUUUAUGCAUUCAACACCAUGAAAAUAAUUACUGUAAAUAGGUUUAACACAGUAACAUGCAGUACGUGAAACUGCUUCCUUUCUGAGGUUAAUAAUGUUAAAUGGAUCAUAUUUCUUCUAGGGCUAA